This is a messenger RNA of Macrosiphum euphorbiae (potato aphid), 1785 nucleotides long. Lineage: Eukaryota; Metazoa; Arthropoda; Insecta; Hemiptera; Aphididae. The record is from the annotation of a GenBank genome assembly.
AUGGAUAAUUUUGAAAAAAGACGUAUUGAGUCCUAUUUAGAAGAAACUGACCAAAUUAUUGAAGUUUGGGGAGGUGAAUCUAGUGGUGACGAAAAUGUCGUUGAAAAUGAUAAUCGGUCUGACCAUGAUACCGACUCGGAACAAUCUGUCUAUGAUUUAGAAUACGAUCAUGAACGUGAUGAAAUAAUGGUAAACGAGAAGGACUUCGACAACAGUUAUAAUGAAUCAGAUGAUGAUGUCCCUUUGAGUAUGAGAGUUCAAUAUUUCGUUGGUAAAGAUGGUACCAAAUGGUUUCGUAAGAAACCUACUCAAAAUAUUCGCACUAUUCAACAAAAUUUAGUAACUGAAAAAUCCGGCGUAAAAGGUGUGGCCAAAAAUGCGAAAUCAGAAAUAGAAUCUUGGGAAAUAUUUUUUUCCAAUCCAAUAAUUGAAACAAUUGUAAAAUGUACAAAUAUAUAUAUCGCUAAAGUCCGUUCUAACUUUGCUCGAGAUCGCGAUGCCUUGGAUACCAACAAUCGUGAAAUAAAAGCACUAAUCGGUUGCUUGUACAUUAUAGCUAUCAAAGGUGGACAUCGAAGUACAUUAGAUUUGUGGAAAACUGACGGACUCGGAGCUGAAUUGUUACCAUGUGUGAUGUCCGAAAAGCGUUUUCAAUUUUUACUAAGAUGUAUUCGUUUUGAUGAUAUUCGUGGUAGAGAUGAAAGAACUAAGGUGGAUAAAAUAACACACAUAAGGUGGGUAUUUGAAAAUUUUGUUGAUAAUUGUAAGAACGCAUAUUCAGUUUCGGAAUAUAUAACAAUCGAUGAAAAACUACAAGCUUUUCGAGGCCGCUGUAGUUUUAAAAUGUAUAUUCCUAACAAACCAGCGAAAUAUGGUAUUAAAAUUUUUGCUGUAUGUGAUGCCAUAAAUUUCUAUACAAGUAAUUUGGAGAUAUACGCUGGAGUUCAGCCAGAUGGUCCAUUCAAACUUGAUAACUCAGCAUCAAGUGUAGUGAAACGGUUAGUACAACCAAUUAGAAAUACUGGACGCAAUAUUACAACUGAUAAUUGGUUCACUAGUGUACCACUUGCAAUUGACCUAUUCAAUAAUUACAAACUUACUCUAGUAGGAACAAUUCGAAAAAACAAACGACAGCUUCCAAUUGAAUUUACAUCUACAAAAAGUCGUCCUAUUUACACGUCUUAUUUUGGUUUUAGUGAAGAUAAAGUUACAAUCGUAUCAUAUACCCCUAAAAAAAAUAAAAUUGUUUUGCUAUUGUCUACUAUGCAUCAUAGCUCAACAAUUGAUGAAAGUACAAAAGAAAUGAAAAAACCAGAAAUAAUCACUUUUUAUAACUGCACCAAAGGUGCAGUAGACACCAUGGACAAAAAAACCGAGAAUUAUACAGUUGCCCGAAAAAGUUGUCGAUGGCCACUAACUGUAUUUUAUUCAAUACUGAAUAUUGCUGGACUUAAUUCACAAAUAAUCUUUCAAGAAAAUACAAAUAUUAAAAUGUCACGCCUAAAUUUCUUGAAAACUUUGUCUCGACAAUUGAUGGAAGAACAGUUAAAAUAUCGCUUGACAAUAGAUGUAUUGCCCAAGACCAUUAAGUUCAGACUAAAACAAUACGCUACGAAAACUAAUGAAGCUGCUGGUACCAGUCAGCGAGUUCGAGCAUCAGGGAGAUGUGCAUUUUGUGAAAGGGCCAAAGAUAGGAAAACCACUAAAGUUUGUACGAACUGUGCGAGAUUAAUUUGUCGUGAUCAUAUAAUAGAAACAUGUCCGGAUUGUUUUAUAGAUAUGUAA